Messenger RNA from Suillus subaureus, 534 nucleotides. RefSeq lists its product as uncharacterized. Gene Ontology annotation, molecular function: oxidoreductase activity. NCBI's taxonomy places the organism in Eukaryota, Fungi, Basidiomycota, Agaricomycetes, Boletales, Suillaceae. Bases 142 to 522 code for a protein of 126 amino acids. The record is from RefSeq and is a predicted model, not a curated record. The transcript has 2 exons.
ACCUUACUCGGUCCUUACAUGGCCCUCAUUCCAUGUACGUGCUCGUGCCUUACGUAGAAAAUCAACGGUGUGCACAAUAUAUAUAGGGUGGACUAGACGAGAUGUAUUCAACAUAUUCAAUUCCAUCCAGGUGCGCUUACCAUGAAUUUCCAAGGAGACGUGUUUGGCUACUGGGGUCGAAAAAUCAUCGAACAUUAUGAUGAUCUCCGCAAAAGCAUUCCUCCGCUCACCACGGCUCCUCAUGAAGAGACCUCGCAGAUACCUGAGCUCCCUAAGCGUGGUUAUGGCCCGCUGGGUACAGUUGGAAUUCUAGGUGCAGGAGUUGGUGGUCUAUACACCGCCCUUAUCCUAGAUUCGCUGGACAUCAACUACGAGAUCUUGGAGGCGUCGGACCGCACCGGCGGACGCCUCCUCACCUACAACUUCCCGAAUGGUGGUAAAUAUGACUACUACGAUGUUGGUGCCAUGAGGUUCCCCCUGCCGAGAAGGACGCUCAAGGCAAUUACAAGAUUGGAAUUAUGAGGCGAUGGCGAG